AUUGUAAACUUGUAAGUUUAAAAGAUUAACCAACAAAAUGAAAUUAGUUGUAUUAUUUUUGAUAGCUGUAACUGCAGCUAAUGCAGCUGCUUUUAACAGAGAAAAAGUAUUAGUCUUUCACGUAGAUUGCGUAAAAGAUUCCAAGUAUUUAUCGCUGGUUGAAGGUUUGAUAGGAAAAUUCUCGGACGAUCCAAAAUUAAAAGAACAUAUUUUAUGGUUUGCCCAAAAGAUUGGCUUUAUCAAUCAAUUCGGUAAAAUUGAUGCUAAUGCUAUGGAAUCUAUCCUUAUAGAACUUGCUGGAAGUGAGGCUAGAGUCGACAAGGUAGUGGAUAACUGUGGAAAGGAUAUGAAUACGCCUACAGAUACAGCUGUUGAGUUAAUGAAGUGUUUGUUAGAGAUUAAAAAGUAAAUGAAGAAAAAUUAAGUUAGUAAAUUGUUAAUGGUAGUUGCUGUGGUAGUGAUAAAUAUAAUUUUUAAGAAAUUAUCUUUUUUUAUAAAAAAUAAAAACAAAAGAAAAUUACCAAAGUAUCAACAUUAUACUAAUGUAGUAAAUUCCAACGUAAA
Brassicogethes aeneus is the source of this 564-nucleotide messenger RNA. NCBI's taxonomy places the organism in Eukaryota, Metazoa, Arthropoda, Insecta, Coleoptera, Nitidulidae. The record is from the annotation of a GenBank genome assembly.